GGCCCCCGCUUUUUCUCCCCUCAAACAGCAAGGAGCAGGGCGCAUGCGCGGCGAGGCUCCCUGAGGAGGAGGAGGAGGGAGGGAGGCUGAGUGGCCAAAAGGCUGAAGGAGGUCGAGAGAGAGGGAGAGAAAGAAAGGAAGAAAGGAAGGAAGAAGCGGCGGGAUGGAGCCUCGCUCGACAGACUGACCCACCAAAGGAAGGAAGGAAGGCCCCCUUUCCCCUCCUCAGGGCCCUCGCUGCUGGAGCUGUGGGUUGUGACUCCCCCCCUCGGGCCCCCUCUCUCCCCCUCCCCUCAGAUAUACUGUGCUUGGUCGGGUUGUCUCCUGGUAGAGAGGCCUUUCAGCAUGUCCCAGCUCUGUCGCCUGGUCGCUUACCUGCAGGAUCCAGAGAAAGUUGCCACUUUCCAGCGGCUCUGCGGCGUGGAAGCACCUCCAAGCUGGGGCCCUGGCUUCUCGGCCCAUGGGGAGGCAUCGGAGAUCCUGGUGGGCAAUGGCAGCUGUCCCACUGGCCAGGCAGAGGGCGAAGGGGCUGACCGGCACCGGUUCCCAGGGGCCUCCAAGGUGGACGAGAAGGGCGAGGGGUGUCACUUGAAUGGCAUGAAGAAUGGGGUGUUGUCUGGGGAAGCCUGUGCUGUGGAAUCUCAGCAAGAAACGACAAAGAAAGAAAAGCAGAAGGGCUGGGUUUUCAAGCGGCAGCCUCGGCGCAACUCUCUCACUGGAGAAUCGGUAUGCCAGGACUUCUCAAUCCACAGCCCCCUUCUUUAUUACCUGUUCAGCCUGGGUACUGAGCUGGGCAAUGAACUCUUCUACAUCCUCUUCUUCCCCUUCUGUAUCUGGAAUCUGGAUGCUUGGCUGGGCAGGAGGCUUAUCAUCAUUUGGGUUUGGGUCAUGUACGUGGGCCAAUGUACCAAAGAUGUUAUCCAUUGGCCAAGACCUGCUUCCCCACCGGUGGUGAAACUGGAGAUUUUCUACAACUCGGAGUACAGCAUGCCCUCUACUCACGCCAUGUCGGGCACUGCCAUACCCUUGGCACUUCUUUUGUUCAGCUAUGGACGGUGGCAGUAUCCUAUGAUGUAUGGGCUGAUUCUUGCCAUCUCCUGGUGUUCAUUGGUUUGUUGCAGUCGAAUAUAUAUGGGAAUGCAUUCUAUUCUGGAUGUCAUUGCUGGAUUCUUUUAUGCAAUCCUCAUUUUGGUUGUCUUCCUUCCAGCUGUGGACCUAGUUGACAGCUUCAACUUAACCUGCAAGUAUGCGCCACUCAUUAUCAUCAGUCUCCAUCUGGCCUUGGGGAUUUUCUCCUUCACUCUAGACACCUGGAGCACAUCUCGAGGGGACACAGCUCAAAUCCUGGGUUGUGGUGCUGGAGUUGCAUGUGGCUCUCACGUCAAUUACCUGUUGGGUUUAAUGCCAGAUCCUUCCACAGAGAUGCUUCCAAUCGUGACUCCCUCUUUCACUGUAACUAUCUUGGGAAAAGCCAUGUUGCGGUUAUUGAUUGGAGUGGUGCUUCUAUUGCUAACAAAAACUGCCAUGAAGAAGAUUACCAUCCCACUGGCUUGUAAAAUCUUCCGUAUUUCUAAUGGUGAUAUCCAACAAGCCCGGCAGCGUAUGGAGGUUGAACUGCCCUACCGCUAUAUCACCUACGGAAUGGUCGGAUUCUCAUUGAUUUUCUUGAUUCCAUCCAUGUUUCUCAUAAUGGGACUCUCUUGAUGUUGGUAUUGUUGUUAUUAUUAUUUUGGUGUGGGAAAAAGAAGUAGAUAUUUGUGAGAGAAACUGAAUGGCUUGAGAGAUAUAGAGGUGUUCCACUGUACUGUCUCUGUUUAAAGUAAUGCCAGGCAGAGAGAGUUCAAAUCUUUGCUGCCAAGGUAAAAACUUAAUAACUUCAGGUCCCUGAGAAAUGCCAUGUCUAGUCUUGUAACAAAAUGUGUUAUGUGUGUGAGUGUAUAAUGAUGUCUCUGACUAUAAAUGUACCCCCUUUCUCUUAAUUUGAAUAUGUUAAAACAGGUAUGUUUAGCUGAUCCAAAAGUUCCCUCUGUGGUCAGUUUAAGCCAUUUCAUAUUAAAUUAUUCGUUUCUCUGGACCAUAAACCGCUACAAAGGAAAAGUUUGCUUUCUUUGUACCACUGCACUCCCAAAUGUUUUAUGCAGGAAGGAAGCUAUUCUAUUGGUUCAAAUUUUAAAAGAGAACUGGCUUAGAAAAAAAGGCAUUUGAGAUACUUUUCCAUACUCUAGAGCAACUUAAAUUUGUAAAUAUAUACCAGUUACAUCCAGGUACUGUAUUUUUAUUUUUAUUUUUUGGCUUGAUAAUUGUGCCUUUUUGUUGCUAAAUUAAAAAGCACCAUAUACUGUGAUGUGUAUAUACACAUAUAUUAUAUAUAUAUAAAAGCCCAUGACUAUUUUAAAUUUUUACUGAAUUAGGCUUAUAUUUUAAAAUGUAACUAGUUGCAUAAUUAACAAAAUAAAGACUUUAUCUUCUGCAUCAAAAAUAUUAAAAGGAAUGAGCUAAAACCUAUAUUGGAGUUCACUAGCUGUGAACCACAUGCUUAAUUCUAUUUUGUAGGUAUUUUUCAGUGCUGCGUUCAUUGUUGGAAGAUCAUAUAUUUUUCUGCUGAUUUAUCUUAAUUUAUAAUAUAGCUAUGCUAUGUCCAAAAGUAUAAAAGAGGGCUAAAAUUACAAAUCUAGACAUGUAAGUGUUUAAUAUAAGUUAAUUAUCCCCAUAUUUAAACAUAUGCAAGACUUGCACAGCUAUGAGUUGUGAAUUGUGGUUCCCAAAUUAUCUUAUCUGUUUAGUCACAUUUAAACAUUCUAUGAUGUUGUCCAUUAUUGACCAAAGUUUGAUAUAUUGGUGGAUAUUAUAUCUUUGAUAGCACAACUUGAUACCUUGUGGGCAACAUGCUGGUUGGGAAAAAAAGAGAGAGAGGUGGGGCUAAGCAUUAGGCUUGUGCAUUUCGGCAAAACCUCAAUCCAUUUCUGCUGGGUGGAUUCUGGUAAACCCCCCAUAUCUGUUUUCACUUUCCUCCUGAAAAUGGGUAGGUAGCCAGAUAGCUGUUUUCGGUCCACAACCGAAAAAUGCGGCUAGAUCCGGGCCAUUGGUGGCAGUGGGAAACUUACGAGGCUCCCCUUUCCAUUCCUGGGACCCUUUCCCUUUUUUCCCUUCAAGGGAGCCUGGAUUUCAGCAACAGGGUUAAGGAAGCUGGCACAGCUUGCAUAAGACACGUCACAAUGUUCUUCAAUUCCAGUUAGCUCAACAGGCAGGGCUCACAGGGAAACCCUGUGUGAGCAACAUGUGGCAGCCUCUUUGCGCACCUUGUGAUGCCAAAUUGGGGAGGAGGAGGAAAAGCCAUGAUCAGCUGCCACGUGGUUCCGUUACAGAUGGAAAAAUGUGACGGCUGGGCCCUUGCUGUUACGGCCACCCAACCAAGCCGAACAAGCCGGAUUGGCUGAAGGGAACCAACCACUCCGAAUCAGUGCACAAACCUACUUAACAUUGCUUUUUUGGUGAUAUAUGAGCUUCACCUUCUGGGAAUUAGCCUGAAAUGAAUACUCUUGAGUUGUAAGAAGCAAAACUAUAGAAGUAAGAGCAUAUUCACUCACCUAACACUGGCUUAGUCUACUACAUGAAAGCAAAUAGUGGAAAUAGAUAACUGUACCAUUUAUCCGCAGAGGAGAAGGGGCAUCAUUUCAGUACCAACCCCUAUGUUCAACAUGCACACAUUCACUUUAGUUAUCUGUACCAGAGGUUAUGUUUUGGGCUACACUUCCAGAAUCUAGCCUAGCGUGAAUCUGGCUGCCCACUUUUCCAAACUCCUAUCUGUGGUUCCUAAAUUUAUCCUCAAAAAGUGCCAUCCUACAGCUAGUCAAAAAUCAGUAUCUGUGUACAGUGCACAUAUGCAGGGGUAUUUAAAUGGGUAAAUGGACAUUCAGUCGUCAGUGCUCUGUGGUCUCAUUCUCAUUUUUACAGAUGUUUUCUAUACAGCCGGUUGUGUAGACAAAGCCUUCAUUGAACUUUUUAAAAAAUGGCAGUAUUGAUUUAUCUUGUUUCUGUGAAAACCUUAAGGCAGAAGUGUGAAUAACAUGGCCCUUUGUAUGUUGUUGGAUUACAACUCUCAGCAUUGCUCACAAUUAGCUUUGCUAUCUAGCUUUGCUAGGCCUUCCAGUUUACCAACAGCACAACACAAUGUUCAUACUUGCCUUUCAGCCUAAAUCCAAUUGUUUUUCCCACUUUGAGAAAACUUUUUGAAUUCUUAGCACAUAAAUAUUAAUUUGCAAACUUUCCAGUGAUUUAAAGGGUGUGCUACUCUAAUUGGGAGUGGGAGCCAAGGUGGUGCAAUGGGUUCAACCCUUGUCCAGGCUGAACUGCUGACCUUCAGGUAAGCAUUUCAGCUCCUGUCUAUCAUCCCCGCUUCCCAUGUGGGGACAUGAGAGAAGCUUCUCACAGGAUGGUAACACAUCCCAGCAGCCCCUUGUAAAUGUCUCUACAGACAGCUGAUUCUCUCACACCAGAAGCGACUUGCAGUAUGUUCUCAAGUUGCCUAUGACACGAUUAAAGAAAAUCAGAAGUAACAAUUUGGUUUAGGCUUAGAAAUUUUACAACAAUGCACUUUUUAUCUUGGUAGUAUGAAAUUGCUGUUUCCAGAACAAGUUUGAAUACUGAGUCUUUUCUAGGACAUUCAUUACUUUUUGGGUAUGUAAUUUUAAAGCUGACUUAAUACAAGCUGUUUGUCCCACAUCUAUUGAACCCAAUAGAUAGUGUUUGUUUUUUAAUGCACUGGCAUAUGGUCUGCUGUUCAAGUUUGUUCAGGAGUUCCUAAUAUGAUAUUGUGACUCUAAAAUAAAACUCAUAUUACAUGUUA
Anolis sagrei ordinatus is the source of this 4846-nucleotide messenger RNA. RefSeq names its product sphingosine-1-phosphate phosphatase 1 (gene SGPP1). Gene Ontology annotation, molecular function: sphingosine-1-phosphate phosphatase activity. Gene Ontology annotation, biological process: sphingosine metabolic process. Lineage: Eukaryota; Metazoa; Chordata; Lepidosauria; Squamata; Anolidae. The record is from RefSeq and is a predicted model, not a curated record. Gene Ontology annotation, cellular component: endoplasmic reticulum membrane.